AUGUCGAGCAGCUAUCCUCAGUGGUACUAUUUCCUCCGCAAUGAUCCUCACGGCGUGUUGCCCGAUGGAUGGUAUGUCUACGACAUGAACAUGAAUCAAACGGUGGAACAGCUCUACCAGCAGAAUCGCACUCCCAGCCCCAGCAAACGAGCACGCCAUUUGGUUCCGUUUACAGCAACGAGCGGCUAUCAAUAUGAAUUGGAUUUUCAGCGAAUGACACAGCGCAAUACGCAAAGCGGCAAAGUACGACCCAUUCAACGAACCACCAAUGGAUUACCUCCGGUUGUCGCCCCGGGUGUCACUGUUCCUCCCGUUGCUGCUGCUGCUGUACCCGCGUUUGCGGCUGCUCCUGCAUUUGCAGCUGCUGCCUUUGCGGCUGCUCCUUCUGCGGCUGCCAUUGCCGUUCCAACCGCCGUUGCCGUUCCAACACGUUCACGCCGCAGUCGAGGACGUCCUGGCGGCGAGCAUUUGACGUACACGGCACCCGAUCGUUUGCACGAAGUCCAUCUGGACGAAGCCAAAGUCUUUGACGAUGCCGACGACGAAAAGAAACAAGAUACGACCGACGAUUGUGUCAUUUGUUUGGACGCCAUUUCGACGGGUGGACGCGUGGUUUCUUUGAAGGGAUGCGGACACUUUUUUCAUUACGAUUGUAUCCACGAGGCACUCACCAAAGCGGGAACGAAAUGUCCACUCUGUUCCAAGGCCAUUCAUCAGGAAGAUCACAAGGCCCCCAAGGGAAAAUGUCCCUCGGGGACCAUGUCAAUCUCGGUAGACACCCAUCGCAAUUGUUCGGGAAACACAGGGGGGACCAUCACCAUCAACUACAACAUUCAAGGUGGUAUUCAAAAGGAGUAUCAUCAAAACCCAGGACAACCAUUUUCCGGUGCCCAUCGGACCGCCUAUUUGCCCAACAACCCGCACGGACAAGACUUGUUGGAACGUUUGAAAUACGCCUUUUUGCAUGGACACAAUUUUAUGGUCGGCACGUCGCUCACCACAGGACAAGCCAACGUUGUGACGUGGAGUAGCAUUCAUCACAAGACAUCGAUGCAUGGUGGGACUUUUGGAUAUCCCGACGAUACGUAUUUCGAUCGAUGCAACGACGAAUUGAAUUCGUUGAACGUUCCCGAUGCCACCCAGUGUCGUCAAUGGCUGCGAGAUCAUGCCUGA
Molecule: messenger RNA, 1173 nt
Organism: Seminavis robusta
Lineage: Eukaryota; Bacillariophyta; Bacillariophyceae; Naviculales; Naviculaceae
Source: the annotation of a GenBank genome assembly